Molecule: messenger RNA, 1288 nt
Organism: Filobasidium floriforme
Lineage: Eukaryota; Fungi; Basidiomycota; Tremellomycetes; Filobasidiales; Filobasidiaceae
Product: MEMO1 family
Exons: 9
Coding region: 50-1111 (353 amino acids)
Source: RefSeq, a predicted model, not a curated record
CCUUCAUCAAGCUAUCAAGUAGCAAGUAGAGCCUCGACCACAUCUCGAGAUGAGCACAAGAUCCGCUACCCACGCGGGGAGCUGGUACAGCAACAACCCGGCCACCCUCCGAGCUCAACUGGAGAAGAAUCUUUCCGCGGUCAAACCGAUCCCCGAGCUGGAUUUUGACCCUCCUAUCCAGAAGUGCAAGGCGUUGAUUGGACCGCACGCUGGGUACUCGUACUCUGCUCCAGCGGCUGCUUGGGCCUAUGCAGCUAUUCCUACGGAGUCCAUCAAACGCGUUUUCUUGCUCGGCCCGUCUCAUCAUUAUCACCUCGACAAGAUUGCCCUCUCCCAGCAUCACAAGUAUGGGACGCCUUUGGGCGAUAUCCCUUUGGACCUCGAUGUCAUCAAAGACCUGGAACAUACCGAAUUGUUCGACAAGCUGGACAAGGAGGCGGACGAGGAUGAACACAGCUUGGAGAUGCACUUGCCUUAUAUCCGGCACGUAUUCUCUAACCGGCCCGAUCUGAAGCUCAUUCCUCUCCUCGUUGGCUCGGUCUCCCCGACUAAGGUCGACGCGUAUGCCGAGGUGUUGGCAGAGUAUUGGAAGGAUCCGGGGACUUUCUGGGUGAUCAGUACGGAUUUCUGCCAUUGGGGGACUCGCUUUUCUCAUACGCCUUAUUACCCCUCCCCGCCGUCCAUCGCCAAUCCCGUCCCGCCCGUCCCCUCCCCCUCGUCUUCGCCAUCGACGUCGAAGUCAGCGCCUGAACUCGUCACCCUUUCCAAGCAUAACGUCGCUGAGAAAUUGUCGACCCCGAUCUGGGAGAGCAUCCAGUAUAUGGACCACGAGGCUAUCGAGAUCCUGCGUGGCGCUGGGAAGGAAGGGACGGGCAAGAAGUUCAGAGAGUAUUUGAGAAGGACUGGGAACACCAUCUGCGGGCGAAACCCUGUCAUCCAGCUCCUAUCCAUGCUCGAACACCUGUCCGCGACCACCCACUCGUCUUCGUCCUCCGAAUCGGGUUCUCCGUUCGAGAUCAAGUUUGUGAGGUACGAGCAGAGUAGUCGGUGCGAGACGUUGAGGGAUAGCAGCGUGAGUUACGUGAGCGGGUUGGUACUCGAGCGCGAGUGAUGUGGUGCUUGGAUGUAUGUAGAGUCUUCGAUUUGCAGAGUGUGGCUGUGGGUUCUUCUUGGGUUGUAGUGAUUGUUGUAUUGUCGGUAGUUGAAAGUGUCACUGCGAAUACAUCAGUCAUUGCAAAAUAGCGCAUCCGCGUAUCUGCCGAGUUGAAAAGUUGUCCAUACACUUACG